Molecule: messenger RNA, 1597 nt
Organism: Yamadazyma tenuis ATCC 10573
Lineage: Eukaryota; Fungi; Ascomycota; Pichiomycetes; Serinales; Debaryomycetaceae
Gene: SHM1
Product: glycine hydroxymethyltransferase
Biological process (GO): L-serine catabolic process; folic acid metabolic process; protein phosphorylation
Cellular component (GO): cytoplasm
Molecular function (GO): ATP binding; cobalt ion binding; zinc ion binding
Source: RefSeq, a predicted model, not a curated record
AACUUGUGACUGCCAGUGCCAAAUGCUUUCGAGUACUAUACGUUCGACAUUGAGAGUAUCCUCAAGAUACUAUGCUUUAUCAGCCCACGCCAAGGCGUUGAUGUCAAAGCCGGUUCUGGAAAUUGAUCCAGAGAUGACCGAGAUCUUGGGAUUGGAGAAGCAAAGACAAAAGAACAGUGUAACGUUGAUUCCUUCUGAGAACUUCACCUCCAAAGCCGUCAUGGAUUUGUUGGGAUCCGAAAUGCAGAAUAAGUACUCUGAAGGGUACCCGGGUGAACGGUACUACGGAGGUAACCAAUUCAUUGACCAGGCCGAAGCUUUAUGUCAAAAGAGAGCUUUGGAAGCGUUUGACUUGGAUCCCGAACAAUGGGGUGUCAACGUUCAGCCUUUAUCUGGAGCCCCUGCCAACCUCUAUGCCUACUCGGCCGUGUUGGAGGUUGGAGACCGGAUUAUGGGUUUGGACUUGCCUCACGGUGGACAUUUGUCUCACGGAUACCAGACUCCUACUGCCAAAAUCUCCUACAUCUCCAAGUACUUCCAGACAAUGCCAUACCGGUUGAACGAGGAAACCGGGUUGAUUGACUAUGACACCUUGGAAGCCAAUGCCAUUUUGUUCAGACCAAAAGUCAUUGUUGCUGGUGCUUCUGCGUACUCGAGAGUCAUCGACUACGCUAGAAUGAAAAAAAUUGCUGACAAGGUCGGAGCCUACUUAUUGAGUGACAUGGCCCAUAUCUCUGGAUUGGUGUCGGCUGGAGUCACCCAAUCUCCGUUCCCAUACUCGGACAUUGUGACCACCACCACUCACAAAUCGUUGAGAGGUCCUAGAGGAGCCAUGAUUUUCUUCAGAAAGGGUAUCAGAAAAGUCACCAAGAAGGGUAAGGAAAUUCCCUACGACUUGGACAAGAAGAUCAACUUUUCUGUGUUUCCAGCUCACCAAGGUGGGCCUCACAACCAUACGAUUUCUGCCUUGGCUGUUGCCUUAAAGCAGACUUCGUACCCAGAGUACAAAGAAUACCAACAAAACGUCGUUGACAAUGCUGCCAAAUUUGCCGACCAGUUGCAGGCCAAGGGCUUCAAGUUGGUGAGUGACGGGACCGAUACUCACUUGAUUUUGGUGGACUUGAGAUCCAAAAACAUCGAUGGUGCCAGAGUUGAAGCGGUUUUGGAAAGAAUCAACAUUGCUGCUAACAAAAACACCGUUCCUGGAGACAAGUCUGCUCUUUUCCCAUCGGGAUUAAGAGUCGGAACUCCUGCCAUGACUACCAGAGGUUUCGGAGAAGAAGAAUUCGGCAAAGUGGCCGAAUACUUCCAACGGGCUGUUGAUAUUUCCAUUGAUUUGAAAGCCCAAGAGUCGGGAAAGAACCCCAAGGAGUUGUUGGCUUCUUUCAAGCAGUUGGCUGAUGCAUCCAAGGAUGUGAAAGAACUCGGUGAGGAGGUUUCCAACUGGGUGGGCCAAUACCCAGUUCCUGGUGAUUUGUAGUUCAAUAAUGGACAAUAGUAUUUGAGACCACCAUAUACAUCCUACGCUCUAUAUGUCCAAACAAUACUUUGGAAUCUGUGCUUAUAGUUACAAAAUACAAAACCCCAAUCAGUCGCG